Messenger RNA from Aspergillus nidulans FGSC A4, 2151 nucleotides. RefSeq lists its product as uncharacterized. The record is from RefSeq and is a predicted model, not a curated record. The transcript is spliced from 4 exons. Lineage: Eukaryota; Fungi; Ascomycota; Eurotiomycetes; Eurotiales; Aspergillaceae. Bases 1 to 2151 code for a protein of 716 amino acids. Gene Ontology annotation, biological process: triterpenoid biosynthetic process. Gene Ontology annotation, cellular component: lipid droplet. Gene Ontology annotation, molecular function: intramolecular transferase activity.
AUGGCCACCAGCUAUGCCGUAAGGACUAAGAAUCCUUUGAACCUCAAGAAUAGCCAUGAGCGGAGCGACGACUUCCCCUUCUCUGUGCGGACUACCAGUCUUGAUGGAUGGCGCUUAACCGUGGAGAAUGGCCAUGAACGUUUGAGAUGGGAAUAUCUCAAGACGGGGAAGGAACGAACAGCCCAGCCACAGGAUCCAGCGUCGCGAUUCUACCUCAAUCUCCCAACGUCUAUCCCAGGUUGCGCACGCGCCAAAACGCCCUCGGCCGCCGUGCUGAAUGGUGCCCUGUAUCACAGCCAGGUUCAAGUGAAAGAGCUCGGCUGUUGGGCAGCCGACCUGAGCUGUAUCUUCUUCGUAACGCCUAUGCUUAUUAUUGCCUGGUAUAUCACACAAGCAGUCAUCGAUGAAGCAUACGCUGUUGAGCUCGUGAACUUUAUAUUGGGAGUUCAGAAUGCGGACGGUGGCUGGCCCACAUAUAGCGGCGAAAGCACUACGCUUAUGGGGACGAUUCUUACCUAUGUCGCAUUAAGAUUGAUGGGACUGCCGGCGGAUGAAGAUCACUUGGUCAAGGCGCGCCUCUAUCUUCUCAAGAUGGGUGGCGCCGUUUAUCUCUCUGGCUGGGCCAAGUUCUGGCUGGCUAUGUUGGGCUUGUAUAAAUGGGAAGGCACUGACCCCUAUCCUGUUGAGAUGUGGCUACUUCCUGAAUGGUUUCCAAUCAGUCCCUGGAAAUGGUACAUCAUUCCGCGACAGGUUUAUCUGGCGAUGAGCUACUUGUCCGCGAAACGAUUCACUAUGCCCACCAACCCACUACUUGACGAGAUCCGGAAGGAGAUCUUUGUGCAGCCAUAUGAGAGGAUAGACUUCCUCGCCUAUCGCGGUGUCAGCCUGCAGUGCUCUCGGGAGCUACGCAAGCCCUGGCCGCUAAUAUUGCUGAAUUGGAUCCUACAGAAUAUCUGGAUCCCCUGGCUCCGGCCGAUAUGGCUCGCGGAGGAAGGGCAGCGCAGAGUGUGGGACAUCAUCAAAGACUCGAAUGAUUUGACUAACUCCACGGGCAGUGUCAGCGUCGACGCAUUCCUCAAUAUGAUCGCAUUCUAUUGCAAAGAAGGACCCGACUCAAAAGCUCUUCGCCGCAUCCAAACUGCUAGCCUUGAGUACCUUUGGAUGGGACCGCGAGGAAUGCAGGUAAUGAGUAUCCACGCCGGGCAUACUUGGGAGACAGCCUUUGUGCUGCAAGCCUAUGCCGAAGGCGGAUUGAGCAAGGUACCUGAAAUCCAAGCAGCCAUAGAGCGUGCAUACAAGUAUCUGGUCGAGCAGCAGCAUGUGGUUGACUACCCUGAAGACUCGCAAUGCCACUUCUUCUCCCGCCUUGGUGGCUGGCCGUUCUCUACUCGGUACCAAGGCAAUGUCUGCUCCGAUUGCACUGGCGAAGCGCUCAAAUCUAUCUUGAUGAUAGAGAGGGAUUCCCGUUUCACCCGGCUUACGACAGAACACCAACUUCAGCUUGCUGUGGACAACCUCAUUAUGGUCCAGAACGCAAGUGGCGGCUAUAGCAGCUUCGAGCCAACUCGAGGAAGCGAGCUACUAGAAUAUAUGAACGGUACGGAGCUGUUUGGUAAAAUGAUGGUUGAAUAUGACUUCACGGAAUGUACCUCGUCCUGUAUUACGGCACUGGCCCUUUAUCACCAGCGCAACCCCAACUAUCGAACCAAGGCGGUCUGUACUGCCAUUGACCGAGGCAUCAAAUACAUAUUGAAGCAGCAGCGGGCAGAUGGGAGCUGGUUGUCAUCAUGGGGUAUAGCGUGCACAUAUGGAGCCUUUUUUGCGUUGGAGGCUCUGGCAAUUGGGGGCCUGAAUUAUCAGAACAGCCCUGCCGCUAGAAGGGGCUGUGACUUCAUUGUCAAGCAGCAACUAGCUGACGGAGGAUGGGGUGAGACAAUAGAUGCUCAGUACCCAGGCCAAGAGCCCAUUCGCAGGGGCGUCCAGCUCUUGAUUAGUCGACAACGAGAGAACGGCGAGUGGAGGCAAGAGCGCGCAGUGGGAAGUGGAAUAGUUACUUGUGAGCUUCUGUACCACAGCUACAUUUACUCAUUUCCCAUCCGCGCACUUGCGAUGUACAAGGCGAAGUAUGGCGACGAUGCAGUCAUAGAUUAG